Mesoplodon densirostris (Blainville's beaked whale) is the source of this 486-nucleotide messenger RNA. RefSeq names its product calcium and integrin binding family member 4 (gene CIB4). The transcript has 6 exons. The record is from RefSeq and is a predicted model, not a curated record. Gene Ontology annotation, molecular function: calcium ion binding. NCBI's taxonomy places the organism in Eukaryota, Metazoa, Chordata, Mammalia, Artiodactyla, Ziphiidae. The coding region runs from base 1 to 486 and encodes 161 amino acids.
AUGGGGCAAUGUUUGAGGUACCAGAUGCACUGGGAGGACUUGGAAGAAUACCAGGCCUUGACCUUCUUGACCAGAGAUGAAAUCCUGUGCAUCCACGACUCCUUCCUGAAGCUCUGUCCCCCCGGGAAGUACUACAAGGAGGCCACCUUGACCAUGGACCAGGUCAGCUCCCUGCCAGCUCUGAGGGUCAACCCUUUCAGAGACCGAAUCUGCAGAGUGUUCUCCCACAAUGACGUGUUCUCCUUCAAGGGUGUGCUGGGCAUGGCAUCUGUGUUUAGCGAGCAGGCCUGCCCCAGCCUGAAGAUUGAGUAUGCCUUCCGCAUUUACGAUUUUAAUGAGAACGGCUUCAUCGACGAGGAGGACCUGCAGAGGAUCAUCCUCCGACUGCUCAGCAGCGACGACGUGUCAGAGGACCUGCUGACCAACCUCACCAGCCACGUCCUGAAUGAGUCAGAUCUGGACAAUGACAACAUGCUGUCUUUCUGA